Ustilaginoidea virens is the source of this 393-nucleotide messenger RNA. RefSeq lists its product as uncharacterized. Bases 1 to 393 code for a protein of 130 amino acids. Gene Ontology annotation, biological process: spliceosomal snRNP assembly; RNA processing. Gene Ontology annotation, cellular component: commitment complex; U2 snRNP; catalytic step 2 spliceosome. Lineage: Eukaryota; Fungi; Ascomycota; Sordariomycetes; Hypocreales; Clavicipitaceae. The record is from RefSeq and is a predicted model, not a curated record. The transcript has 3 exons. Gene Ontology annotation, molecular function: RNA binding.
AUGAAGCUCGUCAGAUUCUUGAUGAAAUGUGCCAACGAGACGGUCACGAUUGAACUGAAAAACGGCACCAUUGUCCACGGCACCAUCUCCUCGGUCUCGCCGCAGAUGAACACGGCCCUGCGCACCGUCAAGAUGACGCCCAAGGGGCAAGACCCCGUAGCCCUCGACACCAUGAACAUCCGAGGCUCCACCAUCCGAUACUUCAUCCUCCCCGACUCGCUCCCCCUCGACACGCUAUUAAUCGACGACGCGCCCAAGCCCAGGAACAAGGCUCGCAAGGAAGCUGAGCGAGGAGGAGGUGGCGGCGGCGGCGGCGGCGGCCGUGGACGCGGCGGCAGAGGAGGCGGCAGGGGCCGCGGGCGCGGGCGCGGUUUCGGACGCGGUCGGGGCUAA